AUGAAAUUAGGAUACAAUGAAAUAAUGAUAACAUCAAUGUAUUUUAAUGAUAUUAAUGAUUUUAUUAAUUUAGAAAUAGGUGUUAAAAGAUUUCAAGGAAAUAUGGAACGAUUUCAUUUUAAUCCAAUUCCAUUAAAUGAAUAUUCAAGAAAAUUGUUUACUAACAUUGAAACAUUUCAUAUUUAUAAUGAAAAUGAUGAAAUAUUUAAUGAUGGAAAAAUAUUUAAAAAAGUAAUAUGGUAUCCAGUAGAAUAUUCAGAAUAUUUACAAGAGAAAGAACAAGGAAAUAUCUGUAAAAAUAUAGUAUAUACACUAUAUGAUAGAAAAUCAUAUGGAAAUACAAUACCAUCAGAAGUUAAAUCACUUGGAUAUCAGUGUUUUAGUUAUUGUAAAUCAUUAACAACAAUUAAUAUACCAUCAUCAAUUACUAAAUUGGGAGAUUGUUGUUUUAAUAUAUGUACAUCACUAACAUCAAUUAAUAUACCAUCAUCAGUUAUAUCAAUAGGAGAUGAUUGUUUUUAUAGAUGUACAUCAUUAACAUCUAUGAAUAUAGAUAAUCUACAAUUUAUUAGUGAAGAUAGAAUAUUUAUGAAUGAACCAGUGUUAAUUAGUAUUAAAAUACCAGAAAAUCUACAAAUAAUCAAUGGAAAGAAUAUUUUCAAGAAAGAUAUUAAUGAAUUUAUUAUUCCAUCUUCAAUUACUAAAAUAGGAUAUGAUUGUUUUUGUAGAUGUUAUUCGUUAACAUCAGUUACUAUUCCAUCAUCAAUUAUUAAAUUAGGAGAUGAAUGUUUUUAUGGAUGUUCAUCAUUAACAUCAAUUAAUAUACCAUCUUCAAUUACAUCAUUUGGAGAUGGAUGUUUUUAUGAUUGUGGAUGUGAAAAAGAAUUAAAGAAAAAUGAAAGAAUACCAAUAGAUUGUUUUAAAUGA
Entamoeba dispar SAW760 is the source of this 927-nucleotide messenger RNA. RefSeq lists its product as uncharacterized. The record is from RefSeq and is a predicted model, not a curated record. Lineage: Eukaryota; Evosea; Mastigamoebida; Endamoebidae. The transcript has a single exon. Bases 1 to 927 code for a protein of 308 amino acids.